Molecule: messenger RNA, 688 nt
Organism: Aethina tumida (small hive beetle)
Lineage: Eukaryota; Metazoa; Arthropoda; Insecta; Coleoptera; Nitidulidae
Gene: Dnaaf6
Product: dynein axonemal assembly factor 6
Exons: 3
Coding region: 39-620 (193 amino acids)
Biological process (GO): axonemal dynein complex assembly
Cellular component (GO): cytoplasm
Molecular function (GO): dynein intermediate chain binding; protein-folding chaperone binding
Source: RefSeq, a predicted model, not a curated record
AUACACUUGUUUAAUCGAUUCAAAGUAACAUAAUAAACAUGACGAACUUCUGCGAAAUAGAGCAAUUGGUAAAACUAUUUAAUUCACAAAAAGAGGACGAUUCCGAUUCGGAAGAUGACCAACAGAGUUACCCUACAGCUGAAAAACCGACGGAGAAUGCGAAGCAAAAGCAGCCAAAGCCUAAAAAGCCCAACCCUUACGACAAAUUAAAGCCAGAGCCGCAAAAAUCGUUGCCUGGUGCGGAGGAAUACGACGACUACCUUCAGGAAGAAGUGGAGAAGCACAAAACUGACUGGAAGGUGACCCCCAAUUGGGACAUAUCUUAUCGACAACAAGUAUCAGCCGAAGACGUGUUUCUCCAGAUGGGCUUCAAAACUCCUUCCACGUCCAGCUGCGAAGACAUGAUAGUGGUGGUGCACAUGCCCGGAGAGCACCAGAAGAACAUGGACCUGAAAAUACUGCCCCAAAGACUCACCCUCACAUCACCCAAGUUCCACCUAGACAUCCCCCUACCCCAGCCCGUCGAUCCGCAAAAGGGGAACGCUCAGUUCGACAAGGACACCGAAAAACUGACCGUAACAUUGAAAAUGGACAGGGAAUUGGAUCCGAUCAAUUUUUAAUCAGUAAAUUAUGACCAACAUAAUUGAUGUUUUGACCCGAUUUUAUACAAUAAACUUUUUAACUACGA